GAGCGCGGCCGGGGUGGCGUUGCGAGCCGUCGCGCCUUGGGGUUCGGGCCUUGCGAUGAUCGGCGGCUCCACGGGGUGAGCGCGGGAGGUGGGGCCCGGCGGGGCCGUGGGUGACACUGAGGAGCGCCGGCGUGCGUGGCGGGCCAGGCCGCGGCUGAGAAGAGCAUGCUGUCCUCCCUGCUCUGCCCUGGGGCGCAGCCCACACCUCGUCGCUCCGGGCCGCUCUGGCGACAGAAGCCGGGAGAAGCUCAAGGCGCAUGGGCCAGGGAGAGAGGACGGGAACGGUGUUUUGAUGCAUGUAUCUUAUAAGCAGUAUAAGGCAGAAUUUUGAGCCAAUCUGAGCUGUUUUUCAGUAGGAAAGUGGAACUGUGGUAGAAAGUGGAACUGAGACAUCAGCUGACAUGAGAACUUAGAUGCUCUUCUUCCAUGAUGAACUCACGAACUUUCUGAAUUCUGUGGACUGAAAUUUCAAGCAUUAUUUUUUGACUGCUACUCACUGCUGAAUGCUCAGUUGGUGAAGGUGAAAGACUUUUCACUCAGAAGAAGUAAAUCAAGAAGAAGAACCCGAGCCCGCGUGCCGCCGAGCCGCUGUGGAUGGCCCUGGCCCUGCUGGCCGCCCUUCCUGGGAGGAUGUCGCUGAGGUCCCUCAAAUGGAGCCUCCUGCUGCUGUCGCUCCUGAGCUUCCUGGUCAUGUGGUACCUCAGCCUGCCCCACUACAACGUGGUGGAGCGUGUGAACUGGAUGUACUUCUACGAGUACGAGCCCAUUUACAGACAAGACUUCCGCUUCACGCUUCGAGAGCAUUCCAACUGCUCUCAUCAGAACCCGUUUCUUGUCAUCUUGGUGACCUCGCACCCCUCAGACGUGAAAGCCAGACAGGCCAUUAGAGUUACUUGGGGAGAAAAGAAGUCUUGGUGGGGAUAUGAGGUUCUUACAUUUUUCUUACUAGGCCAACAGGCUGAAAGGGAGGACAAAAUGUUAGCAUUGUCCUUAGAGGAUGAACACCUCCUUUAUGGUGACAUAAUACGACAAGAUUUUUUAGACACCUACAAUAACUUGACCUUGAAAACGAUUAUGGCAUUCAGGUGGGUCACUGAGUUUUGCCCCAAUGCCAAGUACAUCAUGAAGACAGACACUGAUGUUUUUAUCAAUACUGGCAAUUUAGUGAAGUAUCUUUUGAAUUUAAACCACUCAGAGAAGUUUUUCACAGGUUAUCCUCUAAUUGAUAAUUAUUCCUUUAGAGGAUUUUACCAAAAAAACCAUAUUUCAUACCAAGAGUAUCCCUUCAAGGUGUUUCCUCCCUACUGCAGUGGGUUGGGUUAUAUAAUGUCCAGAGAUUUGGUGCCAAGAAUCUACGAAAUGAUGAGUCACGUGAAACCCAUCAAGUUUGAAGAUGUGUAUGUUGGGAUUUGUUUGAAUUUGUUAAAAGUGGACAUUCACAUCCCAGAAGACACAAACCUUUUCUUUUUGUACAGGAUCCAUCUGGAUGUCUGUCAGCUCAGGCGUGUGAUUGCAGCCCAUGGCUUUUCUUCCAAGGAAAUUAUCACAUUUUGGCAGGUUAUGUUAAGGAACACCACAUGCCAUUAUUAAUAUGACAUUCUACCCAAAGCCAAGAGAAGGGCAGGUUACUUUGUGGAAAGUGUUAAAGUUAGUACUGUGAAAUCUCCAGUGGAAAACUCAUGGGAAGGUCACCGUGUGGCUCAUACAGAGCUGAAGCUCGUGAAGGACCCAUAGCCUGGAGGGUUGCACUUGACCUGCAGUUUAUUUUGGCAACAAUCAAGUCAGGCCUUUUAAAGAUGAUAUUCGGAGGAAUUAAACAUCUUAUAAAGGAAUGGGAGGUUUUUGUUAAUAAAAGUAAUAAGACCAACAAUUUGAACAUGUCGUUCUAUAGACUAGAACUUGUUAAAAGUGUUUCAUUAAAUUUUAAGCUCAUUCUUCCGUAACAACAAAGCAGUGUGGAAUACUAGUCCUUGAAUAGUCCAGUCAUUUCAGGGUUUUGUGUAUAUGUUACAUGGAUGACCAGUUUUUUAAAAUACAUAGUUCUGUGUAAAACACUAUAAAGUCAUACCGAACAAAAUUUCAUCUGUUUUUGGUCAGAAAGUACUUCAAGAUGUUGCAGUAUCUCAGAGUUGUCAGUUAUUAGUUAAUAUUACUUCGAGUUUUGCACUUUCUGGGUGUUUGAAUGUUAUGGUUGUUUCAGUACUGUAUAAACAGAAUAGUGAAAGUCACAUUUUAUAUUUAAACUUUUUUCCAGUUACUUCGUUGAUGAGUUUUUUUUUUUGAUACCUCCCUUAAUGUGAAGGUGUUGGUCAUUAUUGCGUACCAGUAAUUUGGACUUUGAUAAAUAUUUCAUCAUGGUAAUAUAGAGAAGAAUUAGAGCAAAAAGAUCUAAAUUAUUGUCUUGUGUUUAAAAAUAUAAUCCCCAGUGUUUUUAGAUGUCACUUCAUCUGUCUCAUUUUUCUACCUGGAAAUUAGGAGUAAUAAGAAUGCCAAGGCAGCAUGUUUACUUUUGGAAAGAACUCCGAAGGCAAAAAAGAAAAGAAAAAAAAACCUGAUGGCCAGGAUAUUAUGAAAGGAGUGUCCUAUUUCGGCACUUGAGUUGGAAGGAGAAGACUAAAGAUUUGAGUUUCAUUGUUAACUGCCUCCUGUUUUUCUCAUUAACAAUCAGUUUGCGGAUAAAGAGGAAGAAAGAACAAAACACUGCUGCUAUUGUUACUAGUUUCACAUCCAGAGGGAAGCCCUCCCAUGUGUUCUAAAAUCAGAUCUGAUUUCCACGUCAUGGAGAAGCACAUUUCUUCAUAGGCGUGGUGAUGUAGGUCAUCUUUGACCUACUGGUCGGUCAAGGAGGGGCCCUCCUUGGCCCCUGUUCUUUCCUGUUAUGCUUGAUAUGGGAUGAGUGAUUCCUUUGUUCUGGAUUGCAUGAUGGGAGAAGAUGAAAUCCAUUGGCAGAAAAGAUGAAGUUACAUAGUCAGCUCUUACAAUACUCAUAGUUAUAAUUCUCCUCUAGGAAAAUCCUAAUGUGUGAUCUUUAUAAACCAGGCUAUUUCCAUUUCCCUCAUCUCAGAUCUGAUCCAGUGACAAUAAAAUCAAUUAAAUGAAA
Molecule: messenger RNA, 3100 nt
Organism: Vicugna pacos (alpaca)
Lineage: Eukaryota; Metazoa; Chordata; Mammalia; Artiodactyla; Camelidae
Source: RefSeq, a predicted model, not a curated record